Aegilops tauschii subsp. strangulata is the source of this 1807-nucleotide messenger RNA. Its product is annotated as 3-ketoacyl-CoA synthase 12-like. Gene Ontology annotation, cellular component: membrane. Gene Ontology annotation, biological process: fatty acid biosynthetic process. The record is from RefSeq and is a predicted model, not a curated record. Lineage: Eukaryota; Viridiplantae; Streptophyta; Magnoliopsida; Poales; Poaceae. Gene Ontology annotation, molecular function: acyltransferase activity, transferring groups other than amino-acyl groups.
CAUACAGAUAUAUAUAGACAUGUUUUAGAGUGUAGAUUCACUCAUUUUACUUUGUAUGUAGUCCGUAGUGAAAUUUCUAAAAAGACUUAGAUUUAGGAACGGAGGGAGUAGAAGGAAAGGCCGCGCAUGCGAAACAAGUCCGGGCACAUGGCCUGAACCCGUCCAACCCGACCCAACUAUUGGAGCCGCCACUGGUGGGGCGAGGAUCCGGGCGCGCCGGCCCUAUAUCCGCUGCCACUGCCUGCGGCCCGUCACACCCUUAAUUGAAUGAUGCAUGCAAACCGUAACCAAACUCUUGCAAACUGUAAACAAACUCUUCCUCUGAUGAUGUAUUUAAGGCAUGCAAGCCAGACUAAGGACGGGGCACGGCUAUAUAAUCUGUCACGCUCGACACUGUGGCCGCAGCGUCGACGAGGACACGAUGGAGCCGCUUCUUCUGCUCACCGUUCUCCUCCUUGCGCACGCGGUGGCUUGCAUGGUGUGCACGGCCGUCGCCCGUCGGCGGCGCUCGCGGUGCUACCUGGUGGACUACGCGUGCCAUAAGCCGUCUGACGACCGCAAGGUGAGCACGGAGAUGGCCGGCAGGGUGAUCGAGCGUAACAAUCUCCUCGGCCUCCCCGACUACCGUUUCCUCCUCCGCGUCAUCGUCCGCUCCGGCAUCGGCGAGGAGAGCUACUGCCCGCGCAACAUCCUCGAGUGCCGCGAGCACGCGCCCACCCACCGGGACGCGCUGGACGAGAUGGACGCCUUCUUCGACGAUGCCAUCGCCGAGCUCUUCCGCAGGAGCGGCUUUGGCCCCCGCGACGUCGACGUGCUCGUCGUCAACGUCUGCAUGUUCUCCCCGGCGCCGUCGCUCGCCUGCAGGAUCGUGCACCGCUUCGGCAUGCGCGAGGACGUCGCGGCCUACAACCUCUCCGGCAUGGGGUGCAGCGCCGGCCUGAUCUCGCUGGAUCUCGCGCGCAACGUGCUGCGGACGCGGCCGACGUCGCUGGCUCUCGUGGUGUCGUCCGAGUCCAUCGCGCCCAACUGGUACACCGGCGCCGACAGGUCCAUGAUGCUGGGCAACUGCCUCUUCCGCUGCGGCGGCUCCGCCGUGCUGCUCACCAACGACCCGUCUCUCCGCGGGCGUGCAAAGAUGGUGCUCCGCCAUCUCGUGCGCACAAACACCGCCGCCGACGACGAGGCGCACACUUGCGCCCUGCAGCGCGAGGACGGCAACGGGCGCGUAGGGAUCAGCCUCAGCAAGGCUUUGCCCAAGGCCGCCGUCCGGGCCUUGACCCUGAACCUGCGGCGCCUCGCCCCGCGCGUGCUCCCCGUGUCCGAGAUCAUGCGGUUCGCUGCCCGCCACGCGUCCAAGAAGCUUCUAUCUCGCAUGCACGUGAACACAGACGGACGUCCCGGCCCCAUGAUCAACCUUAAGACCGGCGUGGAGCACUUCUGCGUUCACCCCGGCGGCGCCAAGGUCAUCGAGGCAGUGAAGCACAGCCUUGGGCUCCACGCCGACGACGUGGAGCCUUCACAGAUGACGCUGCACCGGUGGGGGAAUACGUCGGCGAGCAGCCUGUGGUACGUUCUGUCGUAUAUGGAGGCCAAGGGGAGGCUAAAGAGAGGGGACAGAGCGCUCAUGCUCACCUUCGGGUCGGGAUUCAAGUGCAACAGUUGCCUGUGGGAGGUGACCGGCUACAUGGCCGAUAAGGGCGCGUGGGCAGACUGCAUCGAUGAAUACCCGUCGGAGAUCAUCACCAACCCCUACCUGGACAAGUACAGCUGGGUUAACGAAGUCCAAGGCGACAUCGUCGUGUUUUAG